Desarmillaria tabescens is the source of this 1572-nucleotide messenger RNA. RefSeq lists its product as uncharacterized. The transcript is spliced from 5 exons. The record is from RefSeq and is a predicted model, not a curated record. NCBI's taxonomy places the organism in Eukaryota, Fungi, Basidiomycota, Agaricomycetes, Agaricales, Physalacriaceae. Bases 18 to 1139 code for a protein of 373 amino acids.
GUGUCACUUCUUUCACAAUGUUCGAUUACGAAUCUGAUGCCAACACUCUGUCCACUCUUUCCGAGAGUUUCAACAAUUCGGUCCUUGAAAAAAUACGCAGCAGAACACCGACAAUCACUUUUAUAAUUCAAGCAGAGCAAGACAUUUCAAGUCUCCGUAGCGCUUUUGCGUCUGGAAAAUUAGGCCCCUGCCUCGAGAGGCUCUCUACUGUCGAUAAAGAUAUCCACCCAGAUGCCGUCUUACAGGCCAUGCUCGCUCAUGCCGCUGGAGCCAGUGACGACGACAAACAAACGCCACGUCGCUAUGUCGCCUGCGCAAUAGCUACCGCUGGCCAGGAUAAUAACUUUGAACAGCUGAUAGAGCUAGCGAAUACUUGGGUCCGAUACCUCCUCUGGCCUUUCAAAGCGAAUAAAGGUGAUCUUAGGGAUCUGCAUUCUGCCUCGGAGAUUACACCGACUCUUACAGAGACCGAAACCCUCGAUUUCGAGGAUGGGCUCUCACGUCUUGAGUCGUUCAAAGAUGCGGUGAAAGGACGUGAUGGUUAUCGCUGUAUUGUAACAAGAAGUAUCGAUUGGGACGAAGUUCCCCUGGACUCAGAUGAAUGCUCCACUAAGGUUAAGGCAGCUCAUAUCUUCAAGAGAGCAGCUGCGGCCGGAAAGCGUACUACGAAAUCUUUCGCAGAGUACGCUACUUGGGGUAUUUUGCGCCACUUCAUUGCUUUGUCAGAGGAAGAAGUUGCAGAACUCGAUGCUAACAUUGACUAUGUCUACAACGGACUCACACUGGAAGAGAUUCUUCAUUCAGCAUUUGGCGAAUUCAUGUGCUCGUUAUGUCCGGAUCCUGAUCAUCCCAAUCGAUACCACUUUGAGUAUUUUACUAGAGGCCCUCUAUCUUCCGUGUCUAGGUGUGAUAUCAAAGCCAUCUCCUUUGAAGAAUGUCCCGCCGAGGUUCGACCAAGUCGGAAGCUCAUACAGUUCCACUACUCCCUUGCCAAGGUUUUACAUGCCAGCGGUGUGGGAAGGGUUAUCGAAUCGAUGUUAGAGCGGUUCCUCAAAGGGGGUAGCAAACAGGUGACUAUGAGUGCUGACGAUCUGGAGCUGUACUUGAGCACGGAGAGGAUGUCCCUCAUGUCUUUGUAACAGUGUAUAGAAUAUUAUAAUAUGUCUACUUGGGCGUCGAUCAGCCUGUGACCAUUAAAUGAAAAAAUUUGUUGAGGCUACAAAUUGAUAUAACACAGCUGUGCUAUAUACUCCGCAAAGUCGCGAGACUCGAGAGAAGUCCUCCGUACUCAAGUGCAGAUCAUCAGCACUCAGGGUAAACCAUUUGAUACCCCCUUCGAAGAAUCGCUUCGACAUAGAUUCAAUGACCUCUCCUGCGAGCACUACUGUGAUUCCAAGUACGACGCGUGUCGGAGAUAUUAUGACUCAUUGAUGCCAAGAGUUGCCCAAGAGAUGAUUGCGUUGUAGUCUUUUGUAGGCGCAUAGGUAUCAUCAUGGAACCAUCCUUCAGUCCUUCAGUACUAUUGUCCGAGUUCUUUCGAAGUUCGUGCAAUACCUAUUGGACUGGCCUGAG